Molecule: messenger RNA, 672 nt
Organism: Vigna radiata var. radiata (mung bean)
Lineage: Eukaryota; Viridiplantae; Streptophyta; Magnoliopsida; Fabales; Fabaceae
Product: protein FREE1-like
Exons: 1
Coding region: 1-672 (223 amino acids)
Biological process (GO): intralumenal vesicle formation; multivesicular body assembly
Cellular component (GO): ESCRT I complex; late endosome membrane
Molecular function (GO): ubiquitin binding
Source: RefSeq, a predicted model, not a curated record
AUGCAACAAGGAGAUUUCACCUCUGUUCCUCCGUAUUAUCAAUUUUCUCAUCCCCAAAACCCCAUCCCCAAUCCCAACCCUUCCGAUCCCAACCCCAACAACCUCUACGCUUCUGCACCUCCUUUCACCCCCAAUUACACACCUUCCGAUUACACCAACUAUCAUCCUUCUUACCCUCAAAAUCCUGAUCCUAUUCCACCCACUGCUCCUCCUUCUUUUGCUCCCUCUUCCUCCAACCCUAAUUUCAACUCGCCCUUCGAAUCAAACCCUUCAUACCAACAACCGCAACAACAGCCCUAUUUCCCACCAUACGAUCAACAUCAAACGCAUCCCAAUUACGCUCCUCCCAACCCGAAUCCCACUCCCUCCCUAUACAACUCUGCUCCCUACAGCUACACCGGAGGCAACGAUGAUGGCUACGGAGAUGGGGUGUAUGCUUAUCAGGGAGGGAAAGUAGAACCCUAUGGGGCGCGUGGCACGGCGCCGAAAUCAUCGACUUGGGCGUCGUUUGAUGAUUACGGGAGGUCUAUCAAAAGGUGGAUUCUUUUGAUGCCCCCGUACUACGCGCCAUACAUGGAAGAAGUGAAAAAGGUGAUUGAAAAGGAAGGGUCAUUCAUGGUGGAAGAUCACGAUGCUUAUGAAAUAGAGUGGGAUGGAGGAAUGGAAUUGUAG